This is a messenger RNA of Mercenaria mercenaria, 3744 nucleotides long. Its product is annotated as nuclear receptor-binding factor 2-like. The record is from RefSeq and is a predicted model, not a curated record. Gene Ontology annotation, biological process: autophagy. Lineage: Eukaryota; Metazoa; Mollusca; Bivalvia; Venerida; Veneridae. The transcript has 5 exons. Bases 304 to 1113 code for a protein of 269 amino acids.
UGACCGGCUUAAAUCAAAACAAAAACAACAAGGAGCAAAAGAAAGCGAAACAAUAUAUCGGCCAAAUGAUGGAUUCACCACUCAAUUUGGAUAAAAGAAAUAUACUCUGAGAGAAAAUACUUAUACAAUGUCAAUGUCAUAGAUCUACAUCUAAUGCAACCAAAUAGCCUCAGAUCUCUCCAAAGAAAAUGAAAUUUUAUCACACCUGAUGACUGGAUAAUAAAAAGAUUGUAAGGAUCACUAGGGAAGCCAGUAUUAUUUAUAGGAAGUUUACAGGCUCACCAGCAAGGAAGGAAAGCCGACAUGUUGUUAAAGUCAGGAAAGUAUGAAGAAGCUAUCACUUGCCAUAACAGAGCUGCAGAAUAUUUACUAGAAGCGAUGCAGCAAACAAAGUAUUCUACAGCUCUUGAUUCUCUCCAGUUACAACAUGCACAUCACCUAAAACAGACGGACAAACUGUAUGACAGGCAGAGACGAGCUCUUAUGUUACAGAUUAAACAGAACAAAUUACAGCUUUGUCACCAGUCUACACAAACUUACAUUCAGGGACCAGUGGUACCAGCAAGUACGGAAUCAUCUAGUACAUUCCAAAACUCUCCGCCAGGAACCAGUCCACAGCAUUUAGUUGAAAUGCAUUCUGGGAUGGAAAAUCCAUCUCCACUCGACGAGGAUUCCAUUUAUAGAACUUUGACUGAACAGGAUUCUCUGAUUGGUCUAUUGCUGAGGCGGAAACAAAACCUCAGUGGUAAUACAUCAUUCCAUUCUGGUGUUCCGGUGGAGAGGGUUUUCUACUCUAAAUCAGGGGAGGCAAAUCAGGGGAACAAGGUUGAAAAAGAGACAGAAGACUUGAGAUUUCAUAAUGAAGAUUUGAGAAAACAUGUGCAACAGUUACUCAAGGAGGUUGAAGAUGUCAAGAAAGAAAAUAAACUGUUGAAAGAGAAACUAGAAGGGACACAGCCAAUAUUUAGUGAUGUAGGGGAUUGCGAUAUACAUCUCAUUCCUGAUUUACCUCCCCUGGAAAUGCCUCAGUUUGAUCUUGACCUUCUUGAACAGGAAAAUAAGAAAAAGGCUGAUGACUCUGAAACAGAUGUAUUUGGGAUGUCUCCUUUAUAGCCAAUACCUCUCUGAUAUAAUUGUUAAAAACCCAGAUUUUAUUCUGGUCAUCAGUGUCAAUGAAAAACAUCUCGUAGCCAUGGCAAGAAAAAAUUUAAAACUGCUCUGUCUGUAUUUAGAGCGAAUCGAAUAUCUAUAUUAACAUGGCUCCAUGGACAAAUAUGUAUGACACAUGAGGUUACAAUUUCUAAUGGACUAGCAUAGCAAUGACAUGGCAUAAAGGUGAGACAUUCCAGAGGUACCAACGUCUGUUGGUUGUAGUUGUUUACACAUGCAUCACAUUAACAUCAUCAUAUGAAAUACAUGUAAUUUACAAGUUGUUACCAUGGCAAGCAUGCAUUGUGAGGCAACAUUAAAAUGUUUGCUAUUUAAGCAGACAUCUUCGGGUGACUGUUUUGUUGAUUUUUACUUCAAAACAUUACACCAUUGGAUCAAUUAAAACAAAACUGUAAAUGUAAGAUAUAAAUUUUGGUUUUGUAAUUUUCUUUUGGGGGUGAAGGACAAGGCUGCAUAUAAUGAAUGAACUUCAAACUUACCCAAAUAUUUUAUACUUAAAUUUUUGUGUAAGCCACUUAACAUGAUUUACUGCAAGCUCAUUUAAUUUUGUAGGCACAAAAUUUCGUGGUUUUUGGUCAAAUCUGCAAUUUUGUUUUGGUAUAAUUUAUGGAUUUCAACUUUUGAAUUUGUUAGACUAAAAGUAGUGGAUUAGCUCAACCACAAAAUUCAUGAAAAUUAGUCUGUCAUGAAUAUCAAUUACCCUGCUUAAUUUCUAUAAUGAACUUGUCCAUCUUUCAAUAUGACCAGUACCAUAACUGUUAAAAGGGGUGCAUACCAAAAAGAUACUGACUGAAUGGCGAACAGUGCAGGUCAUGAUCAGACUUCAUGGAUGUGCAGGCUGAUCAUGAUCUACACUGGUCGCAAAGGCAGAAUCAGUCGUGUCCAGCAUGAUAAGGGUUAAUGAUUUCACUAUAUUUAUUAAUCAUACUAAUUCACAUACAAGACUUUUACCUCCAAAGGAAGUUAUGAGGUGCUUUUCUGUGUACACUUCCAGUUCUGAUUAUACAGCAGUGAUAUGUCUUGUAACAUCUCAGUAGCCUAUUGAAAAUCGUAAAACUUGUGCAUUUGUUAACUGCCAUGCAUUUAGUAACCAAAUUUAUUAAAGUUAAAAGAUGUGCAUUCCCUUUGUUGAUGUUAGACUUGGCAACAUCUUUAGUGAAAUAUGCUUAUUUAAGAUAUGUUUGUUGUUCAGUGAUGAGUAAAUGCGUAUACAUUCAUCUCAAUAAUUGGAAAUGAAAGUGAAUUUUUUUAUAUUUAUUAUGUUAUAGGUUAUUAGAUUUGUAUUGAGAAAUACGUACGCGUUCUUUUAUGGAGGUAUUGCACGACUUUAUAAGCACAAUAUUAUUCUGUAAAAGAUCAAGUCAAUAUUUCUCAAUACAGAUCCAACAAUGUCUUUAUUGCAUACGCAUAUAUAUAGAUACAGUAAUUGUUAUAUACAUAUAAAUUUAUUCUUUAGCCUGGGUGAAAUUAAAAAUAUUGUUAAAGUGAUGCGACUCACCUGGUUUGAAAUUUGCUAGCCAUUAUUGAAAGAUAUUGACAUCUGUAAUAUUGUAAGUACACGGAGCCUGAAAAUGUGUUGUUGAUAGAUUUGCUGAUAGCAUUCAAUGUUAUGUAAAACUCUUGUAAGUGGACCACCUGCCCCUGAAAGUCAAAGUUAGUCGAGUGCAGCAAAUCUAACUACCGGUAACAUCAAAUUUCAGUUAUUAAAGAAAUUCUUUAUUUAAGCAUUUACAUUGAUACUGAAUAUUCUACAGUGUAACAAUGUAUGUGAAAUAUUUAAAAUGAAAAAAAAACUUAAAAUGAAUCUGUAAGUUUGUAUAAUAAAACUUACCCAGGUUAUCAGUGUGCACAAGCUAACACUUGAACAUUUGUAACUUGAUUUGAUUAUUUCUUUGAACAAUUUCAAGGCUAUGUAGAAUCUGUAAGCUGAUAACACUCCAUUUAAACUUCAUUUUGUUGGAUUAGUUCUGUUGCUAUUUUUGUUAUCCCCCGACGAAAGUCGGAGGGAUAUAGUUUUGGCGUUGUCCGUCCGUCCGUCCGUCCUUCCGUCCGUCUUUCCGUCCGUCCGUCCUUCCGUCUUUCCGUCCGUCCGUCCGUCCGGAGCCAUAUCUAGGAAAUGGUUGGGAAUAUUUAUUUAAAACUUCAUAUACAUGUUCACCACAAUGAGUUCUUGCGGCCCGUCAAGUUUCAGUCAGAUUGCCCAAGUAACACCAGAGUUAUGGCCCUUAGAAGUUUCUAGUGUUAACUAUAUAGGGUACUAUAAAUAUGGCAAUUUCUGCAUCAUAACUUUUGAUAUAUUUGACCUAGAACUAUGAAACUUAAACAGAAUUUAGAUCACCAUAAUGUGGUUGUGUACACACAAUUUCAUUUGGAUUUAUUUGUAAAUUAAGAGUUAUUGCCCUUUAAUUGUAUAAAAAUCCACAUAUUUGUACAUAACAAACUUACCAUUUGGUAGAAUUUCAUUAAAUUUCUUUCAUUCUUUUCCAUGAACAUUUAUUGUAAACAUGUGAAGUUGUGUACCCACACCUGGUCACCCCCUUAGCUUGAUCACCCCAUCCCCCGACCCCCCCCCCC